Messenger RNA from Dendronephthya gigantea, 1719 nucleotides. Its product is annotated as kelch-like protein 5. The transcript has 2 exons. The record is from RefSeq and is a predicted model, not a curated record. The coding region runs from base 138 to 1670 and encodes 510 amino acids. Gene Ontology annotation, molecular function: zinc ion binding; protein binding. NCBI's taxonomy places the organism in Eukaryota, Metazoa, Cnidaria, Anthozoa, Malacalcyonacea, Nephtheidae.
UUCCUAGUAUACAUUGCAUGAGUUUGAACGAAGAAAUUCGACUUGAAAGACUUUCCAUCGUACUAAAAGACAAACGCAAAACAAUUUGUUCAGGUCGAACAGCAAGAUGUGAGUUUAUUUUAACGUGAAGAAAACAUAUGGCUUCAGGUUACGACACAGCUCGUUUAAAAUCAUUCUUUGACGAAGGCUUUGUCUGCGCGAUAUGUCUUGGUGUUUUAAAAGAUCCGAUGCAAUGUGAAAACAACGAACAUUAUUUUUGUUCGGGAUGCAUCAAGGAACAUCUAGAGAAGACCUCGCACACUUGUCCAGUCUGUCAAGAUAAACUGACCGUAGAGACGCUGAGAAAAGCACCCAGAAUUGUCGAAGAUUGUGUGUCUCGUUAUAAGAUUGCUUGCGACCACGAAGGAAGAGGCUGUGCUGCAGUUCUCGAGAUCGGAGCUCUACAAGCACACAUCCGGGACUGUGGCUUCACGCCUGUCUCUUGUUCAAACGAUGGCUGUGAUGAUGUCGUUAACAAACAAGAUGUGAAACAACACGAGACCGAGUUAUGUCGUUACAAGACGACAACCUGUGUUGACUGUGGAGAAAGAAUGACGUAUCACAAGUAUGGCGCACACGGCUGUGUAUUACGACGAGAUGUCGAUGAAAUGAAGAAAGAUCUGGCGGAUGUUAAAAUCACGCAAAAUGAAAUGAUGAAUGAGAUGAGAGAAAGCAUGAAACGAAUGACGACCGCGAUUGAAAAGCUUGAAAAGUCGUGUCAGAAUGUAAACAGCGCGAUCGAAUUCUUGAUUCCUGAUAUUGUUGUCAUCGCUGGUAAAGAAUCCAAAACACAGAAGCUCCUUUCUUCCGUCGAACGAUUCAAUCUGUUUAACCAAACCUGGACACCACUACCCGAGUUGAAAAUAGCCAGAUGGCGUAAUGCAACUGUUGUAUUUGAGAACCAACUCCUUGUUUGUGGUGGUUUUACCGCUGAAGCUGCCAAUGAAGCCACAGAUAGUAUAGAAGUUCUGCAUUUGAGUCGUCAUCCUUCAGAAUGGAAGACGUUUUCUGUCAAUCUUCCCAUCAAAGUUGGUAAUCACAAGUGCGUGGUUCACGGGAAUCAUUUGUUGAUCAUUGGUGGUUUUGACGGACGCGUGAUUUUCGAUACGAUCUACGAGUUGCUUCUUGUUCCUCCUUAUUCAUCCAAGCUGCUUUGUCACAUGAGGAAGAAACGGUGUGCCCAUGGGGUAGAAAUAUUCUAUGAUAAAGUUCUCAUCGCUGGUGGAAUUAGAGCGAAAACUGACGUGGAAAUAUUCGACAUAAAAAGAAAUCAAUGCGUUGAAAUGCCACCAUUACCAUCUCCUGUUUACCACAUAUCGACAGUUCGUCGUGAUGAGACCAUGUUGUUGAUUGGAGGAAGAGGUAAGAACAACAAACACAGCAAUGAGAUUAUCGAGUAUGAUUCAAAAACUGGCCAGAGCAAGGUUCUGUUGGUCAUGGAGAAAGAGCGAACUGCUUGUUCGGCUGCCUUACAUGAAAACACGCUUGUUGUGAUUGGUGGUGCUGUUGACGAUGCAAAUGCAGUGGAUUGUUUCAACUUUUUAUCAAAUUCUUGGAGGAAAUUACCCCAUCUCGCUCGGGGGAGACACAGUGCUUCAGCAGUUGUUGUGAAUAAAAAUUUUGGAUUUUGAGAACUGCAAACUAGUUAUAUUAGAAAAAGCUAAUAGUAAAAUAGUUACU